This is a messenger RNA of Euleptes europaea (tarantolino), 3996 nucleotides long. It is a transcript of the gene SOS2, whose product is annotated as SOS Ras/Rho guanine nucleotide exchange factor 2. Gene Ontology annotation, molecular function: guanyl-nucleotide exchange factor activity; protein heterodimerization activity. Gene Ontology annotation, cellular component: plasma membrane. Bases 7 to 3996 code for a protein of 1329 amino acids. The transcript is spliced from 23 exons. The record is from RefSeq and is a predicted model, not a curated record. Gene Ontology annotation, biological process: Ras protein signal transduction; positive regulation of GTPase activity. Lineage: Eukaryota; Metazoa; Chordata; Lepidosauria; Squamata; Sphaerodactylidae.
GAGGCUAUGCAGCCGCCUCAGCCGCCCCCUUACGAGUUCCUCAGCGACGAGAACGGGCAGAAAUGGCGGGGGCUCCUCGUGCCGGCCCUGCGCAAGGUUCAGCAGCAAGUCCACCCCAACCUGUCGGCCAAGGAAGAUUCCCUCUACUACAUCGAGGAGUUGAUCCUGCAGCUGCUAAACAAGCUAUGCAUUGCCCAGCCGCGGGCUUUUCAAGAUGUGGAGGAGCGAGUUCAAAAGACCUUUCCUCAUCCAAUUGACAAGUGGGCAAUUGCCGAUGCGCAAUCCGCGAUUGAGAAGCGAAAACGAAGGAACCCUCUCCUGUUGCCUGUGGACAAAAUACAUCCUUUAUUAAAGGAAGUUCUUGGUUACAAAAUAGAUUAUCAAGUAUCCCUUUACAUUGUGGCUGUCUUGGAAUAUAUCUCAGCGGACAUCUUGAAAUUGGCUGGCAACUAUGUUUUCAACAUACGGCACUUUGAGAUCUCCCAACAAGACAUUAAAGUAUCCAUGUGUGCUGACAAGGUGUUAAUGGAUAUGUUUGAUCAGGAUGACAUUGGCUUGGUUUCCCUCUGCGAAGAUGAGCCCUCUUCUUCAGGUGAACUGAACUACUAUGAGAUUGUCAGGACGGAAAUCGCAGAUGAAAGGCAGUACCUACGGGAGCUGAAUCUGAUCAUAAAAGUCUUUCGAGCCGCUUUCCUAUCUAACAGGAAGUUGUUCACGCCUUGUGAUAUUGACAUGAUCUUUAGCAACAUCACAGAUAUCCACGAAUUAACGGUGAAGCUCUUGGGGCUGAUUGAGGACACUGUGGAAAUGACAGAUGAAAGCAGCCCUCACCCCCUGGCUGGCAGCUGUUUUGAGGAUCUGGCAGAGGAACAAGCCUUUGACCCUUAUGAGACAUUGUCCCAAGACAUCCUUUCACCGCAGUAUCACGAACACUUCAAUAAUUUGAUGGCUAAACCUGCAGUUGCUUUACACUUCCAGUUGAUCGCUGAUGGUUUCAAGGAAGCGGUCCAGUACGUCCUUCCGCGGCUGAUGCUGGUUCCUGUUUACCAUUGUUUCCACUACUUUGAGUUAUUACAGCAAUUGCAAGAAUGCAGUGAAGACGAAGAGGACUGCGAAUGCUUGAAACAAGCCAUCACGGCUCUGCUCAACCUCCGGUGUAGCAUGGAGCGUAUUUACAGCAAACACUCUCCUAGACGCCGGCCUGGGGAACAAGUCUCUUGGUUUUACAACCGCCAAGUAAGAAGCAAGCACUUGGCUAUUAAAAAAAUGAACGAGAUCCAGAAAAACAUCGAUGGCUGGGAAGGCAAAGACAUCGGUCAGUGCUGCAACGAAUUCAUAAUGGAAGGGACCUUGGUGAAAGUAGGAGCCAAACACGAGCGGCACAUAUUUCUUUUCGAUGGCUUGCUGAUCAGCUGCAAAGCUAACCACGGCCAGUCCCGGCUGCCAGGCUAUAGCAGUACUGAGUACCGGCUCAAGGAGAAGAUCAUCAUGCGGAAGGUCCAUAUUGUAGACAAGGACGACACGUGUGAGUGCAAGCACGCCUUCGAGCUGGUUUCCAAAGAUGAGAAUUGCAUCACCUUUGCUGCCAAGUCCGUCGAAGAGAAGAACAACUGGAUGGCCGCGCUCAUCUCCCUCCAGUACCGCAGCACCCUGGAUCGGAUGCUGGACGUGGUGCUUCUGCAGGAAGAGAACGAGCAGCCCUUGCGGCUGCCCAGCCCGAGUGUCUACCGCUUUGCAGUGAAAGACUCCGAGGAGAACAUCGUUUUUGAAGACAGCCUUCAGAGCAGAAACGGCAUCCCCAUGAUUAAAGGCGGGACGGUGGUGAAGCUGAUCGAGAGGCUGACGUACCACAUGUAUGCAGAUCCUAAUUUUGUACGCACUUUUCUUACAACCUACCGCUCCUUCUGUAAGCCACAAGAACUGCUGGAUCUGUUGAUAGAACGGUUUGAAAUCCCAGAGCCUGAGCCGACAGAGGCAGAUAAGUUGGCAGUAGAGAAAGGAGAGCAGCCUAUCAGCGCAGACCUUAAAAGAUUUCGCAAGGAAUAUGUCCAGCCAGUGCAACUCAGGGUAUUAAAUGUGUUUCGACACUGGGUGGAGCACCAUUUUUAUGAUUUCGAGAGAGAUCAGGAGCUGCUCGAUAGACUGGAAACGUUCAUUUCAGGUGUCAGAGGGAAAUCCAUGAAAAAGUGGGUGGAAUCCAUCGCAAAGAUCAUCAGAAGGAAAAAACAAGCUCACGCAAAUGGCGUUAACCACAACAUCACAUUUGAGAGCCCCCCUCCGCCGAUUGAGUGGCACAUCAGUCGCCAGUUUGAGACCUUUGACCUCAUGACCCUGCACCCCAUAGAGAUUGCCCGGCAGCUGACCCUCCUGGAAUCUGACCUUUACAGGGCUGUUCAGCCAUCAGAACUUGUUGGGAGUGUGUGGACGAAAGAAGAUAAAGAAAUUAAUUCCCCUAACCUACUGAAAAUGAUCCGGCAUACGACAAACCUUACUCAUUGGUUUGAAAAGUGUAUAGUGGACACUGAGAAUUUUGAAGAGCGGGUGGCUGUGUUGAGCCGGAUUAUAGAGAUUUUGCAAGUUUUCCAAGACUUGAAUAACUUCAACGGUGUGCUGGAGAUAGUCAGUGCAAUCAAUUCUUCUUCUGUGUAUCGGUUGGAGCACACCCUUGAGGCAUUACAGGAGAGAAAAAAGAAAAUCUUGGAUGAAGCUGUUGAACUGAGUAAAGAUCACUUUAAAAAAUACCUUGCUAAGCUGAAGGCAAUCAACCCACCCUGUGUGCCUUUCUUUGGAAUUUACUUAACUAAUAUUCUACAUACAGAAGAAGGAAAUCCUGACUUCCUUAAAAGACAAGGGAAAGGAUUGAUCAACUUCAGUAAGAGGAGAAAAGUGGCUGAGAUAACGGGGGAAAUCCAGCAGUAUCAAAACCAGCCUUACUGUUUACGGGUCGAACCAGAUAUGCGGAGGUUCUUUGAAAAUCUCAACCCUAUGGGAAAUGUUCCUGAAAAAGAGUUCAUGGACUAUUUGUUCAACAAAUCCCAUGAGAUCGAGCCUCGCAACUGCAAGCAGCCCCCGAGAUAUCCUAGGAAAACAACCUUUUCUCUGAAAUCUCCUGGAAUAAGGCCCAACGCAGGAAGGCACAGCUCUACGUCUGGCACUCAGCGGGGCCACCCGACGCCUCUGGAAAAGGAGCCGUACAAGAUCAGUUUCAGCCGAAUCACUGAAGCCGAGCAGGAGUCGGUGGCAUCAGCGCCCACCUCACCGAGCAUCCCCUCCCCCCCACCGGCGUCUGCCUCGUCAGAGCUCAGCGUGUUCCUGGAUAUCGACCUCAACAGCUCUUACGGGAGCAACAACAGCAUCUUUGCACCUGUUCUUUUGCCACAGUCAAAGUCCUUUUUCAGUUCCUGUGGGAGCUUGCACAAACUCAGUGAAGAGCCUCUGGUUCCUCCUCCGCUCCCUCCUCGCAAGAAGUUUGAUCAGGAUUCUUCUACUUCAAAGGGCGGUUCCAAAUCCGAUGAUGAUCCUCCCGCCAUUCCACCCCGGCAGCCCCCUCCUCCAAAGAUACAGCCACGAGUCCCCGCUUACACCGGCCUGUUAGAGCAGCCGCUGCAGAGCCCUCCCCCACCCCCUCCGAGAGACCCUCUUCCUGACACCCCCCCUCCAGUACCUCUUCGCCCGCCAGAGCACUUUGUGAACCUCGCGUUCAACCUUCAGCCGCCGCCCGUGGGACGCUUUCACAGGGAUCCUGACCGGCUCCGGGAAGCCAACACAUGCCCGAGCUCUCCCAGCACUCCUCCGAGCACACCGUCGCCUCGGGUACCACGUCGCCUGUGUACCCUCAGCCCAAGCCCCAACAGCCUGGCCGCUCCUCCCGUCCCUCCGCGCCAGAAUUCCAGCCCUCAGCUACCAAAACUGCCACCAAAGACUUACAAGAGGAAACUCUCCCACCCGCCUUUGCACAGACACUCUUCGCUGGAGAACGCGGAAACGCCUCAAUGA